This is a messenger RNA of Naegleria gruberi, 1569 nucleotides long. RefSeq lists its product as uncharacterized. NCBI's taxonomy places the organism in Eukaryota, Heterolobosea, Eutetramitea, Acrasida, Naegleriidae. The record is from RefSeq and is a predicted model, not a curated record. Gene Ontology annotation, molecular function: protein binding. The annotation marks the transcript as partial. The transcript is spliced from 2 exons.
CCUCUUCCAGAAUUGAAAAAAGAACCAGAAGUUGUAGAAGAUUUUAUUAGAAAUUUUCUUUCAAAAAGGGGUUUGGAGGACAGUUUACGAAUGUUCAAUGAUGAAUUAUAUGAAAAAAAACAAAAAGGAGAAAUUGAGGAUUUUGCUGAUUCAGUCCCUGAUGUUUACAUCCAACUUCAGAGAGUGGAAGAAGAGCUUAGUUAUUGUAAAAAGCAAAUGGAACAACAAAAACAGCUCUCAGAAAAUAUUGUACAAAAGUUUGAAAAGCUCAAAAGGGUGAAAGAUCACCACAAAAUGAACCAUAUGCAAACUGUCCAAACAAAGGAUCAAUUAAGGAAAGAAUUAGAAAGAAUGAGAAAUCACUGCGCCAAGUACGAACCUUUUAUUGCUGAACUUACUCUUAAAUAUGACAAGGUUUUUAAAGAAAAGACACUCGUUUGUUUGGAAAGGGAUAGGCUACUUAAUAGAUUGAAUGAGCUCGACAAUUUUAAGCAAACCGAGCCAAUCUCUAGUGUAAAUACUCAAGAAAUAGAAAAAAAGAAAAUGAAAUCAUCAAUUACCAACACUCAAAAGAAAUCUGUAAAGAAAAAGGAUUCAACUCUUCCUCUUGAAAAAAAGAAUCCUUAUAAGGAAAAGAAGCUUUCAAGAGUAAUGGCUGAAACCUUCACUCUUACUCAAAAUUAUGAAAGUCAUUCUAUGGCAAUAACUGGUUUAGCUGUUCACUCCAAAAAACCAAUAGUGGCCUCAGCUUCAGAUGAUGGAACCUGGAAAGCUUGGUCAUUACCAACCUCUAAAGUGAUAAUGAGCGGUGAGGGUCAUACUGAUUGGGUGAGUGGAAUAGAUUUUCAUCCUUUUGGGACUCAUUUGGCAACUUCUGGAGGUGAUUGUACAGUCAAGUUGUGGGAUUUUACUACUGCCAGUUGCUCUUCAACUUUUGAGGACCAUACACUUCCUGUUUGGGAAUGUCAGUUCCACCAUUCAGGAGAUUUUUUAGUGAGUUGCUCAAUGGAUCAAACAGCAAAGUUGUUUGAUAUUAGAUCUGAGAAGUGCGUCACAACUUUUAGAGGACAUAAGGACAGUGUAAAUAGUGUGGUUUGUGUUCCUUUUACAAAUCUAUUGCUCUCAGCUUCAGCAGAUAAGACACUUUCUCUUUGGGAUAUGAGGGUUGACAGUAAGAGUAUUUGUGUUCAGACUUAUUAUGGGCAUAAGAAUAGUUGUAAUAGUGUUACAAUUAAUCUCCAAGGAGAUACUAUCGCCUCAACUGAUUGUGAUGGUCUGGUCUUGUUGUGGGAUAUGAGAACCCAAAAAAUAAGAAAUCAAUUCAACAUAAGUGAUGUACCUGUAUCUGCAAACAAGUGUACGUUUGAUCAGAGCGGAAAAGUGCUGGCGGUUGCCUCAUCAGAUAGUUCUGUAAGAUUGUUUGCACCAGAUGGAGUAAAAGACCAAGAAGAAAGCUCUAAAUCAAACUUUACUCUUGGAGAUUUGAAGGGAAGCAAGGAAGGAGUGCAAGUAGUAAAAUUUGAUCCUGAUGGAAAGUACCUUGUAAGUGGAGGUGAUGAUGGAAUUCUU